Molecule: messenger RNA, 787 nt
Organism: Zea mays
Lineage: Eukaryota; Viridiplantae; Streptophyta; Magnoliopsida; Poales; Poaceae
Exons: 1
Coding region: 171-434 (87 amino acids)
Source: RefSeq, a predicted model, not a curated record
ACAAUCGAGGCCUACUUAUGAGUUCUAAUCCCUCCCAGACCCAGAUUAGAAACGGGGCAAGGCAAAAUUAACCAACGAUACCAUCAAACAACCAGGCAACUCUUCUUAACUAUUCCCCUUUGGCCGUCGGCGCGCGGAGGCAGGGGUGGCGUACGGCGGCGGCGGCAACCAUGAACAUCAACGCGAACGGCGGCAUCCUGUCGUACGGGAACAUGGAGGGGUACGCCCGUUGGGUGGCCACGGGCGUGGCGUCGGCCUUCUUCGCGUCCCUGGAGCGCUUCUCCUGCAUCCACCUCCACACCGCCGAGGACGACGGCAGCGACGAGGACCCCGACGAGGCCAAGGACCGCCCCCUCAUCUUCUCCCGCCCCGACGCCCUCCCCGAGUACUACUACAGCCGUUCCGCAUCCUCCGUCUCCUUCGCCAAGAUGUGACAUGCAUGAUCUGAUCUGAGACGGGAUCGCGCGCGGUGCCGUCGUCGUCUGUGCGCCAAACGAUCCGAUCCGGCCGUCUCCUCAUAGGUUAGGUUGGUCAUGUCUUGCAAAUUGUGAAAUUGUAUUGUAUCCGCACGAUUCCCCGGCGCGUUUGUGUUCUUGCCAUGUCCUGGCCUCCUGUCUGAUUUGGGCGUACUUCUGAUCUGAUGGAUUUGUAAUUAGGCACCUGCGUUGUAUGGUGUGGAUUAUUCUGUUUUUACUUCUCCCUCUUCUUUUGUUAAUACCUUUUUUUUGAAAGGUUCUUCCUUUAUUAAUAUCGGACGGCAUUGUUGUGCCUGCCCAUCUUGGAUCCA